AUGAGUUUUGUAGACUCUUCCACGACAUUUGCAUCAUUUAAUUCUAACAGUGCCUAUUAUGGGUUGAAGAGAAUGGUGCGGACAAACUUCCCAAAUAUCAAUCCCAUUCAGAACUACCUGCUGGUUCCUCCUCAGUCAGACUGUGAUGCCAUCGCAAAAAAAUGUAGUGGUGCUACUGGAUGCUACAAUUUGGCGAUUACUGCAUCCCUUCCUAUUCCUGGGAACUAUUCACUCUGCUUAACCGCGAGUGGAUGGCAAGGCUACUACCUGCCGUGGGGUACAAUUCCCCUCGAAGUGAGAGUGCUGGUGCCAAACGAGCUGUAUAUGAACACUCUCGGGAAAAACACACUUUUGCUCCAGGAUGCAGUGACAGGUGCGAAUGUGGCUGACAUGAACAGUGUGUUCCUGGUGAAGUGCCCAUACGGUGGGUGUCCACGAGAGACACUAAACAGUGGUGAUCAGGCAGUGAGUGUUGAUGUGUGUAUUGGGACCGCUGUCACGGAUCGUGUGUACUUCUCUGCUGAUGGUACUCUCAAUUCUACAACAACAGGUGACUACGCUGUCUGCGCGGAUUACGGUGCAGAGGUUGGUAUUUCUCCUGCUGCACUUCCAGUAAGAGUAUUGCACGAUCCCUUUGUUUUCAAUGUCACUGUGAUUACAAACACGUUGGUGACAAUUGAUGUGCGUGGGGGUGAUCUCUUGUCGAGGCAGGAACCAUAUCAAGUGUGUGCGGUGCUGCCGAAUACACCGUGUGAGUCUGUGGCUACUGCUCGAGAUUCUGUGUGUGUGAGGAGUAGCACCCCAAAUUCCCCAUCUGUUGAUGUUGACAUCUUCAGUCUGUACAGUCUGUAUAAACUGGGUGCUGACAAUGUGACCUUUUGCUUUGUUGCAUCUGAUGUGACAUUUAACGGCCGCCGUUAUGUUUGGUCGCAUGAUGUGAGGGAACCUUUUUUGCCGGAGGGUGACUCAGCAGUGGCGUCAAGUUCGAAUAAAUUAUCUGUUGGUGCCAUUGUUGGUAUUGUUAUCGCAGGUGUGGUUGUUCUUGUUAUUGUGGCUGUCAUUCUGUAUUGUGUACUGCGUCAGCGACCACAACAAGAACAACAGCAACCACGGGAAAAAGUGCCGACGGAUGCUGUGCACUCUCAGUCCACAAGUAAAACAACCACAGUGGAGAUUACUGCGAACUCUUUCACAAAUUCUUUUUUUUCUUGUAAUGUUGUUGCUACUGAGUAG
Trypanosoma theileri is the source of this 1233-nucleotide messenger RNA. RefSeq lists its product as uncharacterized. The record is from RefSeq and is a predicted model, not a curated record. The coding region runs from base 1 to 1233 and encodes 410 amino acids. The transcript has a single exon. NCBI's taxonomy places the organism in Eukaryota, Euglenozoa, Kinetoplastea, Trypanosomatida, Trypanosomatidae.